Glycine soja is the source of this 1264-nucleotide messenger RNA. RefSeq lists its product as uncharacterized. Bases 161 to 1066 code for a protein of 301 amino acids. The record is from RefSeq and is a predicted model, not a curated record. Lineage: Eukaryota; Viridiplantae; Streptophyta; Magnoliopsida; Fabales; Fabaceae. The transcript has a single exon.
AGGAAAGUAUGAUAAGAUUUUGGGUUGGGGGAGAUAGAAAGAAAGAAAAGCCAAUAAAGGGAAAAAGUCAUAGUUAUAAUAAUAAUAUAAUUAAGAGAGAAAAGGGAGAGGAAGAGGAAGAUGAAACCUGACAGAAGAAGAGAAGAAGCAGUGUAACAGAAUGGGGAGUUUAGUGUACCAAGUGAUUUCCUCCGCAGCACUUUUCACGCUUGGCAUCUACCACCUCAUAACCACCACGCGCAACUACCUCAAAUCGCCCCUCUCCUACGCCGCCAAACCCUUCCACCCCUUCCCCUACCCCCGCCGCCUCCCUCUUUACUUAGUCAUAACAUCUCUCCUCCUCGCCAUGGCCCACCACCUCCUCAUCUCCGCCGACGCUGAUCCCUUAGUCCGUGGCGCCACCGCCGUCCACCGCAUCACCUCCCUCCAAUCCGCCGCCUCGCUCUUUUUAUUCCUCCUCCUCGCCCUCGCCCUCCUCUUGGCCGACGCCUCCCCCGCCCUCCUCCCUCUCCCCCCCGACCUCUCCUUCGCCCUCGCCUCCGCCCUCUUCCUCCUCCACGCCUCCCUCGCCUCCGCCCGCGCCUCGCUCCAAACCUCCGCCAUCGAGGCCAAAUGCCUCUCCGUCUCCGCCUCGCUCUCCCACCUCUCCGCCCUCCUCUGCCUCCUCCUCGCCGCGCUCCCCCGGUUGUUCCCCGCGGACGUCGCGCUCUCCGCCGCCUUCUGCCUCCGCGGGCUCUGGGCCCUCCAGAGCGGGCUCUCCCUCUACGCCGACGCCUUCAUCCCCGAGGGCUGCCACCGCCUCCUCGACGUCACCAGCGGCGUCGAAGGUUCCACACAGUGCGAUCUCGAUGAGUCCAAGCUCCGCGCCGUCGCGAUCCUUGAUCUGGCGUUCUUGAUCCACACCAUCUUCGUCGUCCUAAUCGUUCUCCUUACUUAUGCUCUCGUCUGCAGGAGUGUCGGUGGCAGGAGGCUCGGAUCCUAUGAGGCGCUCCCCACCGCGGCUUCCCCUACGGACGCUAAUCACAGCCAUAUUCAGAUGAAGGCCUUUACUGGCACCCAGGCUUGAAUCUUUUUUUUUUCGCUCAUUAUUUAUUUAUUUAUUUAGAAUUUUUGUUAUCUAUCGUUAGUAUUUGAUCAGAAUGUAGGGACAUUAGUAUUCCUGUUUAGUGAGUGAGAGAGAUGAAUACGUGUGUAGUUCCAAUUUUGUUUUGUUAUGAUAUAGAACUUUUCACUGCUUUGCAUAUUCCUAAACACCCUUCAUAGA